GUCCAUCUGUAUUAGUAAUGAAAGGCUGUUAGUGUGGCAUAUCUUGUGACUUGGCGAAAGAAUAUUAUAAGGAGAGCUGGAUUUGAUUUGCCCACAAUUAUAGCCUCAACCUCAUCAUGGCAGAAACAGUUGUGAAACCAGCCUGUUGGCGCAAUGUUCUCCCCACAAGUUGGGCCAUCAGGACGUCGUAUAUUCUCUAGCACAGUGAAUCUCUCCAUCCCUCAUAACAAUAUGGACACCAGUGGUUAUCAUGUAGAGGACCAGAGCUUCAACUCUGCUUCAGCGGCCCUCAAUGCCUACAUCAAUCAUUUUGAACAUUCACAGGGACCCAUCUCAACCCCUGUUGCUCAAAGAAGUGGCACCAAUCAAUUUGGCCACUCAUCUAAUAGGGUUUUUAAUACCAGCCUUAAGAUUGAUGGGACACACGGAGCCUCAGGUGGUCGGACUCCAAGAGGGGGAUCUACUCUAAAAAGUAGGCCUACCACUGCAGAUGGGCCAACCCCUAGACAGCACUAUUAUCGAGAUGUCAAUGAUCUGAUUAUUCCUAAAUCUCCACUACAGCUAACUGCAGAAAGAUCUUUACAAACAGGGACCAGGCACACAGCUAAGGAGGAAAGGCUUUAUGAACUUCGGCAGAUGAUUGACCGAUCACACGACACCUUAUUGAAUGAAGAAAAAAAGAGAAAAGAAGUGAAAGAUGCUGUAGCUUCAUCAUCCAAGCUAUUAACUGAUGUUACAGUGGAUCUCUCCUCUCUCCCCAGUGCCUCUGCCCAACCUUCUCUCUCCUCUAGCUGCACUGAUCUACUCCUUGGGCAUCAUUAUACACAUCAGGGGCAACAAAAUGCACAUUUGGAUCAACAUGGUACAAACUUAGAGCGACACAAUACAUAUAGGCCUCAAUCAGAUACCAUUCUAGCCCACAAUGAUGCUGUAAAUCUGAGGCCUAAACAAAGAGAAUCUUCAAAGAGGACAUCCAGUCAUGUAUAUGGCUAUAAAAAGUCAAGAAGGACACAAGAUACUAAUGGACAAAGAUAUGGAAAACAGGGACAAGAUGAUUCUAACAAUGGAGUUUCAUCUUUUCACUCAAUGUACGAGAGUUAUGGCUCUAAUGGAAGCAGAGAUAGUGAUGACAGUUUAAGACACACUGAUUCUAGCUUGAGGCACAAUGAUUCGAGUUUGACACAUAAAGAAAGCUUGAGACACAAUGAUUUGAGGUUGACACACAAAGAUUCUAGUUUGAGACACGAUAACUCCAGUGUCCUGAGACACAAUGAUUCUAGUUUGAGACACAACAACUCCAGUGUCCCAAGGCACAAUGAUUCUAGUUUUAGAGACAACAAUUCCAGUUUUCUUAGACACAGCUGUAGUUUGUUCAACUCAGACAGUAAAUAUUCAAGCAAUAAACCCACAAACAACUCUACAACAUAUUCAAGGGAUAUGAAGCCACAUAUGAAAAAUACAUCUCACACUGUAGAUCAUUCAGGUGAAGGGCAUCUAGCUCCUAGUUGGAUAGGAGACUUGGUAAGAUCUGACAUAGAAUCUACAAUAAUUAACACUGGUAGUUCUCCACUCACCAGACUUGGUCCAACAACUGGGCCCAAGGGUCGCAAGCCACCAAGUUGGAUUGAAGAUUUAGAUCAUUCAGCUAUAGAGACUAUUUUAGAAGAGGCACUAAAAGGUGGCCGUACCCCUCCAUCUUGGAUAGCUGAUCUAGAGGGUUCAGACCUGGAGACAGUUAUCACUGGAGUACAGCAGUUAGCCGCCAAUGAGGGACACCCUUUACCUAGCUGGAUUGAAAUGCUGGGUGGAAAAUCUGAAAUUGGGACUACUGAAGGGGUGGAUUCACCACUGGUGCCAAAACGAGACCAUGCAGACCAUAUAAGGGCAUGGGUUAAUCAGCUUCAUGUUACAAAAUCUCCAGAGACACCACAUAUUGAAAGACAUUCUGACAAGUGUACCUCUGAUGUAAUAAGAGCUGAAAAGUCAUCAAAAUCCCACACAGCUGAUAUCUCAACAUUGAAAGUCAUCUCAGGGGGACUACAUAAUGAACCUCAAAGUAAAGAGUCUGCAAAGAACAUUCAGAAAGAUAUAAGUAAACAAGGUGCAAGACCUCCUCCAAGUUGGAUCGAUGGCUUAGACAAAUCAGAAAUCAACACAGCUCCAAGUUGGGUAAAUGAUAUGGCAAAAACUGAUAUUGAAUCUGAAGUAGGGGAGCAAAUCCUUAGUAAAAAUCAGAUCUCUAGUGGAGGUAAAGUUCCUAGCUGGGUGGGGAGAAUAUGCCCCUCUAAUAUCCAGAGUACAACACAGGGGUAUGCACCAUACCACAAAGACUCACCAAUAUGGCCUAACAGCAAGUUUAAUUCACUAAAGAAACACAAUAUAUCUGAGUCUAAAGACUAUAUCAACACAACAUUAGAUCUCAGCAUAGGUGAUCUUACUAACACAUAUGACACUCAAUACAAAGACUCUGAACAUAUAGCUAAUAACAAACCAGAAUCAAACUUUAAAAGGAGACAUUUUGGUGACUCUUUGGCAUCUGGUGAUACCAAUGAUCUGUUGCUCAGCUCCUCUCAUGGAAGGCCAACAAAUAUUGACAGAAUUAGCCGCAGAGCAUCCAAUGUAGUUAAAACCUCAGAUGUUCAACCAACCACUAGUAAAAUUGAGAGUAAACUGUUAUCCCAAGUGCAAGCAAGAGACACGAGAUCUGACUUUUCAAAGCAAUACAUGAAUAAAGAAAAUAUCGCAGCUGAACCUUAUAUGUUAAACAGUAAACUUGCAGAAUAUAAAGACAGGUAUAACACUAAGGAAGGGAGUGAGAACACUAUAGAACUGGCCUAUAAGGAUGCAUUCUGUAGGGUGGCGAGAGAGCAGGCUCUUGGCAGGCAGAGUUCAGGCACGCAGCCCCCAGAAAGGCAGGGUUCAGACAAGCUACAGACUCCUGACAAUAUUAUAUAUAGAGUAGAAACACCUACUAAAGACCUCAUUACUCAUGGUGGUGGGAAAGCAAUAGAGAGUCCAUCCACGACUGUAGUGCUUGAGGGGGACCGGUCCUGGGAGAAACCUAUACCAUAUAAACCACCUGCAAUCAAUACCCCUGACAAAAUGGAGCAACAUCAGUAUAAGACCCAUGAAACAUUCAAGACCUAUUCUCCCAGACUGAGUGGUACUGAUCAACCAGGUUCUAUGGAAGCAUUGAAAGUGAUGCUGUUUAAACUACAAGAUGUCCAGUCCACAUUUGACACAACUGAUGGCAACUUGUUUGAUGUGUCCUCCCAUCCCAGUGCUGACAUUGAACCAAUCACUGCUGAUAAACAGAAGGACAUUUUCUCAGUGGAGAAUAGUGAGAGUCAGUCAGAACAUUUCUCUAAUGAACAAGGGAAAGAAAAACUUGAAAGAGCAUUUGCACAUCUUUCAAAACUGAAACAAAUAUUCACUGUCAACCACCAUGAAGAAGAUGUUGCACUUGGAGCAAAGAGUGGACCAGGCGGUUCAUCUACCAUAGAUUAUACUGUCUCAACUUCAACCAUGGAAUGAACUGCACAGCGUUUUAGGUGGUUUAUCUACCAUAGAUUUUACUGUUUCAACUUCAACAUAGAAGGGACUGCAACUUAUAUAAAAACUAGCUGAAUGAAUAUCUUAAUUAAGUCCACAUGGAGUUUUGCUGAAACCACCACAGACAAGGAAUUUGAGAAACAACAUAUGACC
This is a messenger RNA of Owenia fusiformis, 3705 nucleotides long. The record is from the annotation of a GenBank genome assembly. Lineage: Eukaryota; Metazoa; Annelida; Polychaeta; Sabellida; Oweniidae.